Coffea arabica (coffee) is the source of this 3273-nucleotide messenger RNA. Its product is annotated as GBF-interacting protein 1. NCBI's taxonomy places the organism in Eukaryota, Viridiplantae, Streptophyta, Magnoliopsida, Gentianales, Rubiaceae. The record is from RefSeq and is a predicted model, not a curated record.
GCAUAUACAUGUUGAGAUACUUCUAGUAUUAUGCAUAUUUAUACCAUAGCAUAGGAGAAAUUGAUCAAAGGUGAUCAAAUAUAUUAAAGUUUAGAAUUUGGGUUGUGUGAAAAGAUUCAUCAGAGAAGAUGAGCAGCAGCGGAGGAGGUGGCGGUGGGGGGUGGAGUGGGGAUAGGGAUGUUGUUAGGGUUUCAAUUCCAAGCAAUGUGAGGAAGAUAAUCCAGAGUAUAAAGGAGAUCACAGGAAACCAUAGUGAAGAAGACAUCUAUGCAAUGCUUAAAGAGUGCUCUAUGGAUCCAAAUGAGACCACCCAAAAGCUCCUCCUCCAAGAUACAUUUCAUGAAGUAAGAAGGAAGCGUGAUCGGAAAAAGGAGAAUUUGAAUAAGGAGCCUGCAGAUUCAAGAUGGAAAUCAGGGGUACAGGGACGGGGAAAUAGGGGCCGAGGGACUCAUUCAUCUCGUAAUAUAUCUCAUGAUAAAGCUGCAGGUGCAAGGAAGUUGGCUUCUGCUAAAGACAACGAGUCCAACCUAGAUUUAGAUAAGGGCGUUAGCAUGUCUUCUUUGAACACUCCCUGGGAAAGUGAAGGGAAAGAGCCAAAUUCUGCUGCAAGUUCAUUAGGUGCCACAGCAAAUGGUCCUACUGCUAUAGUUUCUAGGAAUCUGACUGUCAUGCAUGAUAAUGAAAAGUUGGAGGAACAUUUGGGUCCUUCUGCUACUGCCUCUGAGAAUAGGGAUCAAUUUGCAGAGCAGAUGCCUGAUUCUAGUAACUUUUCAACUUCUAUGAGUUCAUCACAACCAUCAGGAGCUUAUUUCUUGUCUUCAGACCCUGUAUCAUUAUCCUUACAAGAUUCACGGCAGUCUAGUGCUGUGGGUACAAUGAAACAUGGAGUUGGAAUCCAGUCCAGUGCUGUUGAACAGAUCUCUGCUGUCUCUGAAAUUGCUUCUGGACUUGAUGAGAGUGGGAACUCAAAUGUCCACGGAAAGAUGCCAAGCAAGGCACACGGGAAUGGAAAGAAUCAGCACCUAGAUUCCUCACACACUGCAGCUUCUGCUGUCAGUAGGCCAUCAUCUAACUACAGCAACAGGUCUCAAGUGAUUGGCCCUCAGAAAGUGGGUCCUAAUAAGGAGUGGAAGCCAAAAUCAACAAUCCCUAGUCUUUCUCAGGGGUCGGGAACACUUGCUUCAUCUGAGGCUCCUGCUCUUUCUGUUGAAGCCAGUACCAAAAUGGCAACAGCACUGAAUGAUCUAGAUUCUAAAGAAGCUAAUGUGAGACUGCAGAGGAAAUUUGAGGAAUUACAUGUUUCUGAUGGGCAACAUGUUAUCAUCCCACAUCACCUUCAUGUCCCUGAGGCUGAAAAGCUUGGGUUCUGUUUUGGAAGUUUUGAUACUAGCUUUGGCAUUAGUACAAGCAGUAUCAACGCUCCAGAGAAUGAUCAUAGUGCAUCUUCUUCUGAAACUUCUGAUGGAAAUGAAGCUGCUGAAGAACAGUUUUCCAGUAAUCAAAAUGCAUUUGUAGCUGUGGAAGAAGGUAAUUCUCCUGAAAAUAACCAUUCAUCAACGGAUGCACUGGAAAAUCUGUCAUCUGGCGAAGGUGGGGUAUCAUCUUCUAAUGCCCUUGAUUAUGAUGAGUCCAAGCAAGAAAGUACACCUGGAGGCAAUCAGUAUACUGCCAGUCAUACAACUCCAAACUACAGCUUUGGAUUUAUGCCACCGAUAGUUCGUAGUCAACUUGCACCUUUUGAAAGCUCUGAAAGCCAAACUCGCGAUGUCUCUCGGCUUCCUGCUUUUGUUGUUCAACCAACAAUUGAUCCGACCAGCUACUAUGCACAGUUCUAUCGUUCAGGAGCAGACAGUGAUGGUCGCAUUUCCCCCUUCCAUCCUGCUGGAGUAGCUAGCAAGUACAGUGGAAAUUUUGCAAUGUUGUCUCCGCAGACUUCUCAGUCUCCUCAAGAGCCCAGUAACCCUUUGGUUUUGUCCACGGCAACACCUACACCACUCAUAACUCAAGCUGCUGGUGUUAUGCAGAGCUCCAUUGCUGCAACACAGCAACCCGUUUCUGUCUUUCGGCCACCGGCUGGUCUGCAUCUACCUCAUUACCCUUCAAACUAUGUCCCAUACGGUCACUAUAUCUCUCCAUUCUAUGUUCCACCUGCUAUCCAUCAAUUUAUAAGCAAUGGUGCAUUCCCACAGCAGCCUCAAGGUAGCAAUUUGUAUCCAGCUCCACCAGCAGCAGCUGCCAAAUAUCCUCUCCCACAAUACAAGCCAGGAACUAACCCAAACAACUCAAGUCAUGUUGGAAUUCCUGGGAGUUAUAUGCCAUAUGGUUCAUCGAUGGCCAACUAUAAUCCCAAUGCAGCAUCAGCCACUGGAAACUCAACUACGAAUGAGGAUCUUGCUACAUCUCAUUUAAAGGAAAACAGUCUUUAUGAGAGUAGCCAACAGAGCGAAGGCUCUGGUGUAUGGAUUGCACCUCCUGGCCGAGAUUUUUCUAGCUUGCAGGCCAGCUCAUUCUACAAUUUUCCCCAGGGUCAGGUGGCCUUUGCACCUGCACAGCCUGGCCAUGGGACCUUUGCUGGCAUAUAUCACCCAGCACAACCAGUCAAUGCAACUACUGUUAACCCACUACUGCAGCAGUCUCAGACAAUGGCAAGUCCUCUAGAUGUGGUUGGACCCACAGCCAGUGCAUACCAGCAGCCACAACAUUCACAAAUGAACUGGCCUAAUAACUUCUAAAGAGGGAGCUCAUUUUCUCUAAGCUACAGAACUGGAAGUGGAAAUUGAUAUCUUUGAAUUUUUUGAGAUUCUCCAGCGAUGUUGAAGUAAACCAAAGCAUCUGCAAUAUGAACGUAGAAUAUAAUCGAGCUGAGCAAAAAUUUUAUGAAAGGAGACCCAAAAAAAUGGUUUGGUGGAUGAUAUCUGUUGAUCGCUGGAAGUGAUGAUACUGAUGGUGAAAUGCUUCUGUAUGGAUAAUUGACCUUUUAUUAGUUGGAAAGGUGUUCUGCUGGUUAUCUGUCUUGCUGCUGAUAUUUGGUAAACAACUGCAACUUUUAAGCCAUUAUCUUUUUGGCAUUUCUUUUUACACUUAGCAUUCCUUGGGAGACAACUUUUUUCUCCUUUUCAACUUUUUUUUCCCUGAGAUUAUUAGGCUUCUGAAAGGUGAAAUUGAGUUCACAGCUCUCCUGUAAAGUAAAUUUUGAUAGCAACGAUUUAGCUGGACUGUUGUAAUGGGUGUUGGUAUAAGCAAAUGCAGCAUUCUAUUCUUUUCAUUGUUUCA